AUGACCCUACCAACCCCCGUCACCGAAAUCGCCCUCCUCCACCUCAAAUCCACACCCCCCUCCUCUUCAACCCUCACCCUGCUCCGGGAGGCCACCUCCGCGCAGGCCAAAUACUCCUCCUACCCGGUCCACCUCUUCACCCAAGUCGAAGACCCGUCCUUCAUCUAUCUAAUCGGCGGCUGGGCCUCAGCGCGCCAGCACCACGAGGACUGGAUCCCCUCGCCCGCGAACCAGGAGUUCAUGCGCCAGCUCGCAGACGAAAUCGAGGUGGUGUGGAUGUUCCACGUGGAGGGCGACGCGGCGCGGCAGGCGGAGCUGCUGCUCGGGGCGGCGGUUGUGGCCGUGGGGCGGUAUUUCGUGGGUGCGGCGCGCAGGGAUGCGUUUGAGAGGGUCUUUGGGGAGGUGAGUGGGGGUUUGGAGGGGUAUACGGCGCCGCUGCCUUUGUUUGGGGGGUGGAGGGUGGAACGGGAGGAGGGGGAGGAGUUUGUGUUGCUGAGUGGGUGGAAGGAGGUGCAGGCCCAUUAUGACUUUGCGAGCUCGGAGGGGUUCAAGGAGUUUUCGAAGAUUAGGGAGUAUAUGGAUUCGGCGGAGAUUAACCAUAUGGUUCGAUGGGAGGAAGGAGAGAAAGGAGGAAUGAGUACGUUGAGAGACUAG
Messenger RNA from Aspergillus clavatus NRRL 1, 654 nucleotides. RefSeq lists its product as uncharacterized. The record is from RefSeq and is a predicted model, not a curated record. The coding region runs from base 1 to 654 and encodes 217 amino acids. NCBI's taxonomy places the organism in Eukaryota, Fungi, Ascomycota, Eurotiomycetes, Eurotiales, Aspergillaceae. The transcript has a single exon.